Molecule: messenger RNA, 2142 nt
Organism: Gekko japonicus
Lineage: Eukaryota; Metazoa; Chordata; Lepidosauria; Squamata; Gekkonidae
Gene: ARHGAP6
Product: Rho GTPase activating protein 6
Exons: 10
Biological process (GO): signal transduction
Source: RefSeq, a predicted model, not a curated record
CCCCAAGCAUUUGGAAUGCCAUUAUCACAAGUAAUAGCUAAUGAUCGGGCCUACAAACUGAAGCAGGAUACUCAGAAAGAAGAGCAGAGAGAAGUUUCGGAGUUUGUAGCCUCCCUUUUGCCGUUUGGAAGUAAGAGGCAGAACAAAGAACUCUCAAGCAGUAACUCAUCUCUUAGCUCCACUUCAGAAACGCCAAAUGAAUCUACUUCACCUAACACACCAGAGCCAGCCCCACGAGCAAGGAGGAGAGGUGCAAUGUCUGUCGACUCUAUUACGGAUCUUGAUGACAGUCAGUCUCGACUGCUGGAAGCUCUACAGCUGUCAUUACCUGCUGAAACUCAGAGCAAGAAAGAAAAGGCCAGGGACAAAAAACUAAGUCUCAACCCUAUUUACAGGCAGGUUCCUCGGCUUGUAGACAGCUGUUGCCAGCAUUUAGAAAAGCACGGUCUACAGACAGUGGGAAUAUUCAGAGUUGGAAGCUCAAAAAAAAGAGUAAGGCAGUUACGUGCAGAGUUUGACCGUGGCGUUGAUGUCGUGCUGGAUGAAGAACACAGCAUCCAUGAUGUGGCUGCUUUAUUAAAGGAAUUUCUUCGUGACAUGCCUGAUCCACUUCUGACCAGAGAGCUUUAUACUCCUUUCAUCAAUACUCUCUUAUUAGAGCCCCAUGAACAACUGAACACUCUGCAACUUCUUAUUUAUCUUCUACCUCCUUGCAACUGUGACACUUUGCAUAGACUCCUCCAGUUCCUUGCCACUGUGGCUAGCCAUGCAGAGGACAGAAUAGAUCAAGACAGCCAGGAGAUUCCUGGCAAUAAGAUGACAUCGCUUAACCUAGCCACUAUAUUUGGGCCUAAUCUGUUGCACAAGCAGAAAACUACGGACAAAGAAUUCAUGGUUCAAAGCAGUGCUCGUGCUGAGGAGAGCACGGCGAUUAUUGCUGUGGUACAAAAGAUGAUAGAAAACUAUGAAGUGCUUUUCAUGGUCCCUGCUGACCUUCAAAAUGAAGUUCUGAUUAGCCUGCUUGAGACUGACCCAGAUGUUGUCGACUAUUUGCUGAGAAGAAAAGCUUCCCAGUCAUCAAACCCUGAAAUGCUCCAGUCAGAAGGACCAUUUUCCAUGGGAGGCAGACAUUCAUCCACAGAUUCAAAUAGAGCCUCAAGUGGUGAUGUCUCCCCUUAUGACAAUAAUUCCCCGGUGCUUUCUGAACGCUCUCUAUUGGGAAUGCAAGAAGAUACAGCUCUCGGUUCCGAGCGGUUAUUCAAAGUACCUGAACAAUGUACAUUAGUCAGCAAUUUGCAGCCAAAAUCAAGAGAGAAUUCACCCGGAUCAUGGUUUGGGAAAGAUGAUUCCGAGGACUAUUUCAACAUCUGGGGGACUUGGCAUUCAACACUGAAAAGUGGUUCCAAAGAUCAAGGAAUGACAGGAUCAUACGGAGACAUAUAUGAGAGCAGCUCACUGCGGCCAGGGCAGUGCUCUCUUUCUCAAGGAAACUUAUCACUGCCUUCACCUCAGUGGUCAGAGAGCACUGCAGAAUUGGACAAUACAAAGCAAAUCAUCCGAAGGAGUCAUACAACUGCUGCCCUUCCUGAAUGUCGUCCUCAUCCACCUCUCUCCCGGGUUUGCAGCACCCCACAAAUAGAAGGUAGCAGAAGGAGUUCCAGUCGGUCCAACUCAGAGCAGCAUUUUUCGACUAGUAGCACAGAGCACUUUGUGGACUGUGAUUCAGACGCAGCUUGUUUGCACCGCACAACAAAACCAUGGUACCAAAGGCAAGUGGAAAUAAUUCGAAAAGACCGGCCUCCACCACCACCUUAUCCUGAGAUAGUGAAGCAAAGCUCCACUUCGUCCCUCUGGCUAGCAGCCUCUUCAGCAGACAAGGCUUCAUCAUGGGGGCUUCAGAGACCAGAAACCCAUUCAGGGACUAUAGGGGGAGGGAAAGCAAUGACUCAAGUGCCGGAACAAUCUGCCCUGUGUGAGGAGCAACAGGACAGCACGGGAACCAACUGUUCCAGUCCGGACAGCAAGCAGAACAGUAAAAAUCUGACGGAGCCAGACUGGCAUGACUGGCAGAGAGAUCGGUGGCAAAUCUGGGAGAUUUUAUCGCCUGAUAAUCCAGAUGCCCUCCCUGAAACGUUAGUAUGA